Messenger RNA from Mesorhabditis belari, 498 nucleotides. Lineage: Eukaryota; Metazoa; Nematoda; Chromadorea; Rhabditida; Rhabditidae. The record is from the annotation of a GenBank genome assembly.
AUGAUUGAAGUGGCUUUGAUAUGUUAUAUUGACGGGCAAAACAACAAGGAGAGGAAACAGAGAAGAGCAGCGGACAAAGAGAAACGAAUCGAUAUUCUGAAGAAUAAAAGCGCAAAACGCAAGCACACUGUGCACAAAGAGAUCAAACACAAUUAUGGGGCAGUCACGUUCAGCAAUGAGGUGGCAAUGGAAGCUGAUGUGAGAACGGAGAAAGAGGAUCCAUUCACGGAAAUUCGAGAAAACGGGAAUCGAAAGGAGAGCCAGCCGCCAAAAGAUGUGAAUCGAAUGUUCGAGAGUUUACAUGCAUUGGCAACAAUGGGACUUUUGAGUGAGGACGAGCCUGAGCCACAAUGGACAGCUGAGAGAAUUGAUCGCAUUUGCCGCAAGCUCUUCCCAGCCUCGUUCACCCUUCUCAACAUUGUCUAUUGGGUCUACUAUUUGUAUCACAGUUAUCACGCUAAAGAGUUGGCACUGAAUGGACAAUUGCAACCAAAAGAA